UGCAACUUUUUAAUUUCAGAAAACAACUUUUGUCUUUUAAAAAUUCCUGCCAAACUGGUCCUAAGAUAUUCAUAUGGAAGAAAAGCGGAUUGCUUCUUAUGCUUUAGGUCUUAUAUCUACCCAUUAUGUACUGGAAAAAAUACUACAAUAUUAUAUAUAGAGUGAGGUAUAUUCCUUGAGGCUUAAACUAAUCUCGCUUCUCAAAUAAGCAUAUUUUGAGGGGAGAGGGGAAUGGAGUUUACUCAAGAGAAUAUGUUAGAUGAGUUAAUAGCUCCAAAGAGAGACAGUUGGACCAGUUUCCCAACUGAAAUGAAUGAGUUCCUUCCAUAUGGUUGGAACUUUUCACCAUUUGAUCAAACCCCAGAUUUGGUGGCAUCGAAUCCUUCACUUUUGGGACUCAUUUCACCACAAGAAUUCAGUUAUUCUUAUCCUGUGGGAGGAUCCCAACCUUUUCUUGAUACUUUCUUGGCGCCCGAGUUGGAGUCGUUCUACCAAAAUAAUCGUACUGCACUAACUGCAGAUACUGAAAAUGGAGAGUUUGGGUUUCUUGGCAAUGGUUUCGAAGAAGGAAUGAGUAGCUAUAGUAGUGUUGACAUAUCACAAACUCGAGCAAACAUGGCUGUUUCUAACAUAGGUCUGUGUAGAGAGAGAAAGGGCAAAGGUAAAAAGAUUGAUGGCCAACCCUCAAAAAAUCUAUUGGCAGAAAGAAGGAGAAGAAAGCGACUCAAUGAUCGACUUUCCAUGCUUCGAUCAAUUGUCCCAAAGAUCAGCAAGAUGGAUAGAACAUCCAUACUUGGAGACACCAUAGAUUAUAUGAAAGAGCUUCUUGGUAAAAUCAACAAGUUGAGGGAAGAGGGGAAGGAUGAGAAUCUGAAUCAGAUGGCAAACUUAGAAGAUCUAAAGCCAAAAGAAAUACAAGUGAGAAACCACCCUAAGUUUGAAGUAGAAAAGACAGAUCAAGAUACCCGAAUCGAGAUAUGUUGUGCAGCAAAUCCAGGGUUGCUGCUAUCAACAAUCAGAGAGCUAGAAUCAAUGGGACUUGACAUUCAACAAUGUGUUAUAAGCUGUUUCAAUGAUUUUUCACUGCAAGCUACAUGUUGCGAGGCAGCCGGGCAUCGAUUGAUUAUUAGUCCGGAAGGUGUAAAGCAAGAAUUGUUUAGAAAUGCGGGCUUUGGAGGAAGACUCUUAUAAGUUUUUUGGAUGGAAAAUAGAUCUGAAAGCUAAAAGAACUGGAUUUAUGUAUGUUCUUGGCAAUCAAUUCCUUUAUGCUUUCAUAAUAUUGGAUUUUAAUUAUUGGAUUAGACUUACAUCAA
This is a messenger RNA of Olea europaea var. sylvestris, 1313 nucleotides long. Its product is annotated as transcription factor bHLH93-like. The coding region runs from base 232 to 1191 and encodes 319 amino acids. NCBI's taxonomy places the organism in Eukaryota, Viridiplantae, Streptophyta, Magnoliopsida, Lamiales, Oleaceae. Gene Ontology annotation, molecular function: protein dimerization activity; sequence-specific DNA binding; DNA-binding transcription factor activity. Gene Ontology annotation, biological process: regulation of DNA-templated transcription. The transcript has 4 exons. The record is from RefSeq and is a predicted model, not a curated record. Gene Ontology annotation, cellular component: nucleus.